GACGCACAAAAUGCAUCCUCAAAAACUGCACUUCACUUGGCUGCAAAGAAAGGUCAUAAGGAAGUAGUAGGUCUGCUGAUCAACCGGCAGUGUACUAUCGAUGCAAAAGAUCAGUAUUCAAAUACUCCACUUCAUGGGGGUGCAAUGAAUGGACAUUGUGAUAUAGUAGAGCUGCUAAUCAACCAUGGCGCGGCUGUUGACGGACAAAAUGAAAUCUUAAGAACUGCACUUCACCUGGCUGCAGAGAAAGGUCAUAAAGAAGUAGUAGACUUGUUGCUCAAUCAUGGCGCG
Umbelopsis ramanniana AG is the source of this 291-nucleotide messenger RNA. RefSeq lists its product as uncharacterized. The transcript has a single exon. The record is from RefSeq and is a predicted model, not a curated record. Lineage: Eukaryota; Fungi; Mucoromycota; Umbelopsidomycetes; Umbelopsidales; Umbelopsidaceae. Gene Ontology annotation, molecular function: protein binding. Gene Ontology annotation, cellular component: cytoplasm; nucleus. The annotation marks the transcript as partial.